UUCUUAGCCAAAUUCCAAUAACACGUAUUUAGAAGCAAAACAAGUUAUCAAUUAUCAAACAAGACUUUGUAUUGAAACAAGAUUUUUAAUGAUCAAGAGUUGUAUAUAUAAAGACCUACGACGAUUUCUUUUUUAUACUACUAUCGAUUGACCCACGCUGUACUCCUACACCAGAAGGCAUCAAUAUGUCGAACUCCCCAUCAAAUGUCUUCGACGGCCAAGACUAUACAUUUAAGCAGUACUAUUAUCCAGUGUCAGAUGCAGAGGACAGCCUAACUUGUGUACCAGACGAGCCGGUGAAGCGAAAAUUAAACACACACUCAAAUAUCGAUGCAUUCUUUGACCAGCCAAAGAUAAAGAGGAAGAAAAACGUGUCUUCCACUGUAGGAAAAGGCUGUAAAGGGGGUGGUAUAUCAUAUAUAUCUACAAACAAAGACGAUGGUACGAAUUCGACACAUCUAAUCAAAAUAGAAAUAUUUGAUAUGAAAAAACUAUCCAAAGUUUCUGAUACAACUAAACACUGGAUGUUUGCGGAUGUGCGUGCAAAAUAUUUCGUGAUGGAAAAUGAAACAAAUAAGCACUUACAGCAAGCUAAAGAUCUCAUUUACGGAAUCACGAAGGAGAUUUCCGAAUCCGACGAGUGUAAAAAGUACCAUUUUAAUUCAAAAGUCUAAUCACUGUUGUCUAAUUGUGAAUAAAAAUAUAUAGUUUAUA
Cydia pomonella (codling moth) is the source of this 714-nucleotide messenger RNA. RefSeq lists its product as uncharacterized. Lineage: Eukaryota; Metazoa; Arthropoda; Insecta; Lepidoptera; Tortricidae. The record is from RefSeq and is a predicted model, not a curated record. The transcript is spliced from 2 exons. The coding region runs from base 186 to 674 and encodes 162 amino acids.